AUGGCUAUGGCGGCGUCUGUUCUCCGAGCUUCUCCGCUCUCGCUCUCGCUCAACAACAAUAAAAAUCUGCGGGUUCAUAGCUCAGGAUCGGUCGGUGGAAUCAAAAGUCAAAAUAGAGUCUCGGUGGGACUGGGGUACGGCCUUGGCAGGCGAAAGCCAUCUCUGUUCAUAUGCCACUCCGCAAUUAACGCGAAAUGCAGCGAGGGACAAACACAGACCGUUACUCGGGAGUCGCCAACAAUAACUCAGGCUCCUGUCCAUUCCAAGGAGAAAUCACCAGACCUGGAUGAUGGAGGAGCCGGUUUCCCACCGCGAGAUGAUGGAGAUGGAGGUGGAGGAGGAGGGGGUGGAGGCAACUGGUCGGGUGGCUUCUUCUUCUUUGGUUUUCUGGCCUUCUUGGGUUUAUUGAAGGAUAAAGAGGGCGAGGAGGAUUAUCGAGGGAGAAGAAGGCGAUGA
This is a messenger RNA of Microthlaspi erraticum, 456 nucleotides long. NCBI's taxonomy places the organism in Eukaryota, Viridiplantae, Streptophyta, Magnoliopsida, Brassicales, Brassicaceae. The record is from the annotation of a GenBank genome assembly.